Molecule: messenger RNA, 6019 nt
Organism: Micropterus salmoides (largemouth bass)
Lineage: Eukaryota; Metazoa; Chordata; Actinopteri; Centrarchiformes; Centrarchidae
Exons: 15
Coding region: 298-5028 (1576 amino acids)
Biological process (GO): microtubule-based movement
Molecular function (GO): ATP binding; microtubule motor activity; microtubule binding
Source: RefSeq, a predicted model, not a curated record
AAUUUCCGCCACCUGUUGAAUCUGCCAAUCAAUACCUGCCUGAACCUGAACAGGAGUUGUGCUCAGCCACAGUGCGAAAAGAAAGCGCCCUGCCCAAACCGUUUUCGUCGUUGUGGAGACCAGCACUGUGUACGGAAAUAGUGAUACUACCCAAGCUAGCAACUUUGUGAAAAAUUAAUGCAUUCUGUCAGUUUAGUUUGCUCGUUCAGAUAAACCGUCGUGUUCAUUUAUUUGUCUUCUGCUUCCAAAACGUCUGGAGUGAAUCCGGUUAGGUGGAGAGAACAGGAGGGGGAGGAAAUGGCACUUUGCCUGUAUGAUUGUCUGAGGGCAAUUGGCCUAGAGCGUCACUAUGCCAGGUUCACCUCAGUGGGUGUUCAUCGUGCAACCCACCUUUCAGCGCUGACCAUGGAGGACUAUCCCAUACUAGGAAUACACUCUAUGGAGGACAGAACUCGGCUCUUCCAUCUAAUCCAAAUGGUCAAAACUCUUGACCUGGAAUAUGAAGAUAUUGAUAGUGAUGAUUAUGAUGAUGUUGAUGGUGGUGAUAAAGGCGACACUGUAGCAGAUAGCAGCUUUACGUAUAAUGGUUGUGGAGAUCCUUAUGAAGAAGUAUAUGAUGACGAGAAUGAGAAGGGUGCUGCUGUGAGUAAGCUAGAUGCGGCCAGUUUUUCCAAACCAUCAUGCGUUUGCAGACGGCUUGAUUUCAGUGAAACUGUCAAUCAUCAUCAGAAGCUCUUCGCUCGCCCGGUAGGCACGGUUCAUGUCUAUGCAAGUCGUAACAUAAAUAAUGAGCCAGGCCGGAGCAAAGGAUUGGCCAUACCUGUGCAGCUUGAGCUUGACACCGGAAGUGCUGUGGUAUAUGGUUGCACAGGGAACAGCAACCUCAGGUCAGAUAUCCAUUGUCAUCAAUCUGAUCAUCACACAGGAGAAAACACCAAGCCAGACAUCAUGGAAGGAAUUUCCAAAUACAAGUCUCAGUCCGGAUUAUCACCAAAGUGUGUCUCAUUCUACAAACCAAAACCCAGGCCUGCAAAAGUGGCAUCAAAGAGGUUUAGCAACAAACCAGUUAGGCACAAAGAUCGAAAAAGAAUCUCUAGGAAGGAAAAUCUCAGUACAGAAAUAGGCAGUAACAGGCCUUCUGAACACAUGGCUAAGCAAACACCUGUUUAUGAAUCAAAGAGAACAGCUGGCUACAACUACGGACUACCACUGAAUUCCCCUCCAGCCCCAAAGAAAAAGCAAACAGAGGGGCAGCGGAUCAGUGUGUGUGUGAGGAAAAGACCUUUGACACGCACAGAGAGCAGGAGAGGAGAGGCAGAUGUUGUGACAACUCUGAGUGGAGAGUGUGUGAUUGUCAACGAAAGCAAAGAGGCUGUGGAUCUCUCACAGUACAUACUACAGCACAGGUUCUACUUUGACCAGGUUUUUGGGGAGGAGAACUCCAAUGAGGAGGUGUAUCGAAGAACAGCAUAUCCUCUGGUGCAGCACAUGCUCAAUGGAGGCAAGGCCACCUGCUUUGCAUAUGGCCAGACAGGUGCAGGGAAGACUCACACCAUGUUGGGUUCAUCUCCUGGGGGUCCGGGGUUGUAUGCACUGGCAGUCCGGGACAUUUUUUCUCACCUCUCCACCACACACAUACACUCACCCUUGCAGGUGUAUGUCAGUUUCUUUGAAAUCUACUGUGGUCAUCUGUAUGACCUGUUGGACCACAGGAAAAGGUUAUUUGCCAGGGAAGAUGGACAGAAGGUGGUUCACAUUGCUGGGCUGCGUGAUGUCAGAGUGGACUCGGUCUGCUCACUGCUGGAGCUGAUUUCACAAGGUACAGAAGAGCGCACACAGGGGAUAAGUGGAGUGAAUCCACUCUCCUCUCGCUCCCAUGCCUUGCUUCAGAUUCAGCUGAGAGGUGCAAACCAGCAGAUAGCUGGUAGAAUGUGGUUUGUGGACCUGGCAGGAAGUGAGAGGGCAUCAGAUACCAAAGAACCAGACAGGCAGAGUCGAAUGGAGGGAGCAGAAAUCAACCAGAGUCUGUUGGCCCUUAAAGAAUGUAUCCGGUCCCUUGAUCAAGAGCAGUCACACACACCUUUCAGACAAAGCAAACUUACUCAGGUUUUGAAAGACUCAUUUGUUGGUGACUCAAUGACAUGCAUGAUUGCCAACAUUUCACCUGGCCACAUAGCAACUGAACACACACUUAAUACACUGAGAUACGCCGACCGGGUGAAGGAGUUGAGGGGACAGGGAGGACUAAGAGGAGGAAGAAGAGGCAAGAUAAUACCCUCCCCCAAACGUAACCUGUCCAACAGCAACAGCAGCAGCAGCAGCAAUGGCAGCAGUAGUGGCAUUCGAGGGAAAAGCCCCCCUAAAAAGCCAAAGUUAGGGAGACAAAGAGAGGCUUUUGGCCCCACCACACCUUCCACAAUGUUGGCAUCAGGGGGCGCAAUUCUCUGCUCCACACCCAAGAACAGCAAAUGGGGAGAGGCAACAAGUCCAAGAGCAAGAAGGGGAAUUGGACUUGAACAAAUUACACCAGUCAGAGGCUUGCUAGAAAUGGGUGAUAAGAGGGAGGGGAGGGAGAGAGCAUUUGGGAGGGAAGGUAGAAGAAGAGAAAGGUUUGAAGGAACUGACAGUGCAGGUCACUUAAUUAGAGACCAGAUCAUCGGUGCAGGGCUGGUCUUGGGAGAAGCAACGGAUGAGCACCUUCAGCCAUGGGGGUUACAGGGGGAAUGUGGAUUCUACCACAGAGAAAAAGAGAACCAACAAAGCACUUUGGAAAGGGGUAAAGAGGAAGAAAGAAGGCGGAGAGAACAGAGAAGACAAGUGGAAAGCAGUAGAGACACAUGUAGCAAAGUAGAAAGGCUAAGGGAGACAGAUUUACAAAUGUCUGAUGAAAAGGAUAAGGAGAAACAUCUGAGACAGUAUCACCAGCAGCUGCAACAGUUUAUGCCCUCAUCUGUUUCUUCAUCCGUCCAUCUCUUCUCACCCUCUACACCGUCUUUCUCUUCAUCGAAUCAGGCCUCUCUCCCCUCCUCUGCCUCUCCAUCUUCAUGUUCUUCUCUCCAACACUCUUCCUGCCUCUCAGUUUCUGCCUUUAUGCAUCAUGGUUUGGAAGAGGUUUUAGAUGCAUACAGAGCCAGGGUUGAGGUUAGGGCUGAUGGUAACAGAGGAGGAGAUACUUGCUUACAAACUAAAACCUCUCCAAGCUACAAUAAAAACAAGGAUGAGGUUGGUCAUGGUAACUCAGGUGGUACUGGUGAACAUUGUAGGGUAUCUUGGGAAGGAGCAGAGGCAAGAUUUGGACAAGACGGAGGUAAAAGUGAGAAGAAGUCACUGAAGGCAACAGGUGAAGGAGAGGUUAGAGUAAGGAGGGCUGGGAUGGAAGGAGGAGGAGAGAGGAGGUGGGCUUGGGUGGCAACGACAGAGAGAGAACAGGCAGAGAGGAUGACAGGUGCAGUGCCAGGUGACGCAGAGGCAACAAUGUCUCACAACUGUGAUUCAGAAGAGAGUAGAGUGGUUGAGGAAAGACUAGAUGCCUCAGAUCACCCAGCUGAUGGAGUGUGGAGUAAUGAGGAGCAAGAAGGAGCUGACCACUAUGGCUUAGUGUCCACCCACAGCAACAGCAUAUUUAACCACCCUCCUGUUAAACCACCCCAUCCACGAGCGCCUGCAGAACGACCCCUCUCCCCAGGCUGUGAACAUACCAACACACUCCUGACCCCUAAUAAACUCAAUGAUCUCUCCCUUAUAUUAAAACAUAGAAGAUGCACCUCAAACAUCCUGCCUCCACCGCUGCAAAAUGCCCAACAGGGAGUGACAUCAAGCAGCCCUAGAAUGAAGGAACCAUGGUUUGCUGCUAAUGCCAAUAAAAGAGAGUUUUCAAAUACUCAAUCGACCACACUCCCUCUCACUUCUCCCAUCGCACAGAAUGGAUGUAAAAUACCUGCAGAACAUCCAGCUGACACUCAGGUACACAACCAUCCAGGGGUCAAACCCAAAAUGUCUAUUUUACCUCAAGAAGAGACUUCUGCAGAUUCUCACAGCUACAUCAUGGACCCCCUCAGCAUCUCCUUGCUUCAAGUGGACCAACAGGUUGCCACAGCCUCGUUCCUCCAAGGGGAACUGAACAACACCUCACUCUCUCCACUUGAGAAUGAAAGGGGAGAAGAUAACAGGAGGGAAGUGCUAAAAGGGCAUCUCACAUGUGCGGAGAAAGCGGUGAAAGUUGUAGAGGACGAGGACGUAGAAUUGCGCCUGUCUCUUUUGGAGCUGCCACAAACCCUCUGCCCUCCCACCUCUGACACCAUGAAAGCUAUUAAUCACUGUCACAAUCAUUGUGGAAUAGGCAUGAUGAAGCCUUCUAUCGCUGAGGUUAUGCUGGUCUCCCUCCAGGACCAAGAUAACAAUCAUAAACCUCAAACCAUGCCAGCUAUUGAAGUCCUGGGCAAAAGAGUCCUUGCAUCUCAACGUAAACCCUGUACACAUGCUUCUAUGCAAACUUCUGUCCAGCACUCUGGGAACAGUAGUUCACACAGCUCGCACAAUCUAAUGACAAAUGGUGCCACCCAAAUGCCACCAGAAGAUACACCCAAUGUGCGCAACAAACUCUCUUCUUCCCUUUCAGCGAGACAGUCAGAAAGUGUCUUGGGCAAGGCGAACAAAUUGCCAAAGCAGUGUGACACCGUACAAAUAGACCAUUCCAACAACUCAAUCAUCUCACUCCAACUAAACUACUCUACAGAAUCAAAUAAUCAAGAGGGCACCAGCAAUCAACAAAUUAGACCUAUAAUCCAUCUGUCCACGCUGGAAGACCUGAAGCAUGGCCAGUGGCGUGUUGUCCAGGCCCAUUGGGAGCAGCUAGAAGAGAUGGAAGCUUUAUGUCGUAAAGAGGGGACUCUUCUCUGCCAACAACCUGAUAUGGCAUUUGGGGAAUAUGUCCACAAGCUGCAGGAGAUCAUGGAGAGAAAGGCGGAGUGUGUCCACAGCAUGAUAGCCCAGCUGCAGCCAUAUCUUCAGCCCAAUCAUUCUAACUAACCACACAACCAAAGAAGAUAUUGACGAUCCAAUUAUUUGAAUAAACUAAGUUAAUAAUCACUAAUAUUAUUAUAAGUGUAGCCGAUACACUGAAGAAAUGCAAGUCAUGCAAAGCCAUGCCCUUAUUUUUUAUUUUGUUAUAUUUUCACGCUAAAUGCAGCAUCAGUCAACAUUAAUAUUAUUAUAAUUAUUUAUUAAUAUUAUCAUACUAUAAAUAUAUAUAUAUAUAUAUAUAUAUACACACACACACACAGCAUAUAUUAGAAUAAGAACAGAAAAUUAUGUCCAUUUGUCUGUUAAUGGAUUCUGCAGAUUGAUGUGUGGGGGUGCAUGUUUAUUGUUUGCGUGCAGUGUUGUUUUUUUCCCUUUUAGAUCCUCAGUGCUGUAUACAUGCUGAUUCUGGUGCAUAUAUGAAAUUAUUCACAUUUAGUCCUUUGAAUCAUAAUUUCUUAAGUUAAUCUUAAAAUGGAGAUGUGUUACACUACUGGUAUUUAGCAGUUAUUUUAAUAGCUGCCAUUUAUGUACUGUAAACUGUAUGUUUUAAUUUAACCAAAUCCAUCAGGGCAAAACCUUUGCAAGUCCAGUCUUGAUCCAAUUUGGGGGUUUCUCCUAGUAUCAUACUGAUCACUGUCCCUCACCUUUGGUCUUGUUUGUUUUUUACUUGAAUUUUUUCAUGAAAAUCAUAGCACAUGAUCAAUGUGAGAUGUUCCCUUGGUAUUGGAAUUAAUUAGGACUUUUAGUCUGCUUAGGGUUGGUCUUCUGUUUGGCUAUUUGUUAUGACUCUGGAUUGAUGACACACUGAACCAAAGCUGCGCACAUAAUAUUUUGCAAACCUACUUCAAACAUGGGCUCAUUUUGUCUACUGAGGAGUUUACUUUGCAGCUGGAAAACUUUCAGGAUAUUUUAUUUUAUUCUCAUAAAAGAAUGUGAUACUUGAGACUAUGCAAUGAGACUGUUGAAUUAAAUGUGCAUCUGAUGCACAUGCAAGAUG